GUUGUGUCGGCUCUUUUCUUUUAGCUUACGUCUGUCCGUCUCUUUUAGCGUGUGUUUUCGUUUUUACGAGUCUUUGACGCGCCGCUCCCGUCUCAACCCUUUUCGCGUAAUAAACACCGGAACGUAUCGCGUUUUUUGCAGUUUUUGACGUGAGAUCGGGGUCCGCUCAUCUCGUCGCCGUAACCCGCGUUGUCUUGCGGGAAAUGACCCGCGGCCGAAGUGUUAAAAUGAUCGUCCGCCACUGAAACGGGACUUGUUUACCUCCUGGAUAUUUUCGUCGGUUUUUGGAUUGUGUGAAUGACAAGAUUAAAACUAGAACAUGCCUUCACUGCCUACUUCCUUGGUAAAUUCAGUGUGAUAGUGCGAAAAUCCAAGAAUGGAUGAGACAUUUCUCUCAAACUCUGAGAAAAUUACAACUGCAAGGGAUCAUAAACUCAGAAAGCGAAUUUAGCUAAUUGAAACCAUAACUAGUUCCUGAAUUUGAUAAGUGUAAAGAAAUACUCAAAAGCGAUAAAACUUUUUAGUCAUUUCAAAAAUUUUGCGAAAGUUGCCACAAAACUCUCGGAUUUUCCGUCGGACAUUUUUCUGGACAAAAGUCUGAACUUGAAGCUUCAUCCUCGGAAGUUAGAUCAACAGCCGCCAGACAGCGCACGUAACAGCAAAAGCACGAGAUCUCGCCCCGACUCGUCAUGAACGGAGUGGAGUGUUGGAGCCGGAAGUGAGGUGUGCGCCACUUCCGCCUCAGCAAGUGCGCGUUUCCGCGAUCCGGACCCAAAACCAUGCGCGAACACCGCGGAGUGUCUCCGAUCCCCAUAAAUUACGCCAUUGUCAUAACACCAUGCGCCUUGUCAUAACACCGCGCGGAGUCGGGGCGGACCACCGGCUCUUUUCACCAAGUGUCGAUGCCCAAGAUUCAUGGCUGUGCUAAGUGUUCGACCGAAUCGCUGAUCGUGAAUCCAAGAUACGGAUUGGGAUCUUAGAUCUGAUCACGGACCGCAUCCAUCAUGCCGGCUCCGGUCCCGCGUUAGGGGCAUUUGCGUUUUCUUCCAAUUUCUCUUGUCGCCUCCUCCACAUCAUGUGAGUUCGUGACAUUAUGCUUUCAGCUAGUUCAGCUUUCAUACGGAUUACUUUGCUCUGUUCUAUCGCAACCAAUUUUCUUCGGCUCUCCUCUUGUUUGAGGCUAUCCUCGGGCGGCUCGGCGCUUGGUGCUGGGGCGAUCUGCAGCAGAGUGCCAGGACUCACGGAUCGGCAGCGAGAAAUGUGUCGGGAAGCGCCGGACGCCAUGGUGGCCGUCGGCGACGGGAUCCGACUCGGCACCCAGGAGUGCCAGUACCAGUUCAGGGGUCAUCGAUGGAAUUGCACAGCUAUCGGCGGCCAGAGCGCUUUCGGCCACGUCGUCGUCGUCGGUAGCCGGGAAGCAGCGUUCACGUACGCGAUCUCGUCGGCGGGGGUGGCGUACGCAGUGACGGCGGCCUGCAGCCGGGGGAACAUCUCGACGUGCGGCUGCGACCCGCGGCACAAGGAGCGCAAGGAGCUGGCCCUCCAGGGCCCCGGCCCGAGCGGCUGGAAAUGGGGCGGCUGCAGCGUGGACAUGGGCUUCGGCAUGCGCUUCGCCCGCAAGUUCCUCGACGCUCGCGAGAUCGAGCGCGAUGCCCGCAGCCUCAUGAAUCUCCACAACAACAAGGCCGGCAGAAAGGCGGUGAAGAUGAGUCUGCAGACGGAGUGCAAGUGUCACGGGGUCUCUGGGAGCUGCACGAUGAAAACCUGCUGGAAAACCCUUCCGCCGUUCCGGCUGAUCGGGGACCAUCUGAUGCACCGCUACUGGCGCGCGCGGGGGGUCUCGGCGGUGCCGGUGCCCUCGGCGUCGAAGACGUCCACGCGGGAGGUGCGGCCCCUCCAGCUGACCCUCCGCAGGGCCCGCUCCGUCCAGAAAACCCCGAAACGCUCCGAGCUAGUCUUCCUCCAGUCCUCGCCCAACUACUGCGAGCGCAACCUCAGCAUGGGCUCGCUCGGCACCGUCGGCCGAUUCUGCAAUCGCACCUCCAUGGGGGAUGCUAGUAAAUCUGACGGGUGCGAUCUGCUCUGCUGCGGCCGAGGUUACAACACGCAUCAAAUCACCAGAUCCUGGCAGUGCAGCUGUAAAUUCCAUUGGUGUUGCCAAGUCUUUUGCGAGAUCUGCACCGAGAAGAUCGAGCUGUACACCUGCAAGUGACGUCACGGGAACUCUCAUCUUAUCCCUACUCGCAAGUCCUCCAAAAGCUGGUUUUCAAACGAUCGUAAAAGCCUUUUCCUCUUCAUGGACAACGAGGAGAAUCUACCGGACUCGGAGUGUUACUGAAACAUAACCUACAUUCUGUCAUGUGCUGCAGUAUUGCCCGUAAUAGCAUGUUGUCAUUACGAGGGGCUGUAUUAUGAAGGCUGCACUAAAAGAACAUUCUCUAACAAUGUAUCUUGGGCCGUAUUCAUAUAGUCGUUCCUCAAAAAGUCCAAAGUCCCUGAGGAAGCCUUAUGCGAUUUAAAAUGUCACUAAGGGGGGCUCCAGAAACUUUUAAGUAGUAGGUAUCAUAAAAAGAACAGUGGUUAUGAAUCUCGAAUUUCAAGUGCACGGCUUUCGGAAAAAGUUAUAAUGACUUGCCAUUACAAAAAAUAUGGUUCACAAGAGAAAUUAUCUGUAUUUGAUUUUAAUUUCUUUUAUUUUAUUUAAGGUAGAUAGAGAGGUACCUACCUUGAAAGUUUUAAAACCCGCGACAUUUUUGAUUGGAAAUUAAAGGGCCUUCUUACACCUUCAAUAGUCACGAUGCAAACCAUCAUGGGGCCUCCUGAUGGAAAAGAACUAUUAAACAAGCGAAUAUGAAUACGGGCUUUAAGCAUCGUUACAGUUUUAAGUAAGGUGCGAAGCACCCAUCGUUUAAAGAGGGGCAUCGCCUAAAGAAAUUUUAGACACAUUGCUUUGCGUCAAUCUUUCAGCUGUACCCAAGUAGCACAGAUUGCAAUUUAUUGCGAUAUUUCCAUGGUGUUAUUGCUACUGAGCCCGAGUGUUGUAUUUGUUGCCUAUUCACUGGUUGAAGGGGCUCUCCUCAUCAUACCUUUUUGUUGAGCUUACGAGCAAAAAAAUGAAGCCAACAGGUAAAGUAAAAAUUAGUGUUUGUACAAUUUUUAACCAUUUUUGAGGAAACUUUUUUAUGCUAACAUCUGAGCAAUAAAUAAAUAAGUAAGUAAGUAAGUAAGUCAGUGAGUAAGUAAAAAACUGUGCCAAAAACGUUUGUACAUAAUCGCAAACUCUGUAAAUACACAUUUAUCGAUAAUGAAUACCUUUAACAAAAAAAUUUCUCUUCCAGUUUCGAUAGUAGCUUAUCCGAAAAAUAAUAAUAUUCAGUUGAGUCAUUGUUAUAAUUGUUAAGUAACUUCAUUAUGGUAGUCAUUCUCGUCUAUGGGUUUUUUUAGCUUACACUUUGUAAAUAAAUGAAACUUCAGAAAUGUAUUACUUUCAAACUUUUUUGAAGUAGUAUCUUCAAACCGAACUCAAACAAUCAUUUAUAAUAUUCAGCCUCGUUUAAUGGAAUAGAAAGGCCUACUCAUGAUUCGAAGACGAAGAGGUAGAAAAUAAUGAAAAUAAUAAAGACGAAAGAAGAUGGAAAAAAACAGAAAUAAAGUAAGGCAUAAACUGAAGUAAUGAUUCCACGAUGAAUGACGGACAUUGGCGGAUCCAGUGAAUUGGCAACAUUAUCUUUUCUUCGUUUAAACUUAUGGAAAAGUAUCGAUUCUUGGAGGGGCCAGCUGCCCCGAAAAGAAUCGAUUACUUAGCAUAGGUUUAAAUGGAGGAAAUCCGGUGUUGCCAAAUUGCUGGAUCCGGCUCUGAUGACGGAUGAACCUCACUUCAUUCUUAAAUGUCUAUUAAUUUGAAUCUUUGAGGGGUAAUGAGAUUUAAACACAUUGAUUCUGCCUCAUCACUGAGUACUUUUUAUAUUUCUGGCAGUGAAGGUGUAUUAGUUCUUCUUUUGAGAAAGUUUUUCCAAAAUUGUAUUAAAACUGUGCUUGCAAGUCCAUGGAUUUCAUAGCAUUAAAAUGAAUUUUUUAUGGAGCCUAUCGAGUCCGCAGAAGACUCGUCAAGUACAAAAUCACUUCGGUUUAUUGAGCUAAUUUAGCAAUUUAUGCGAUGUCAGCUACUAACCAUUAUUUGUAAACUACUUUGUAGAAAUAAAAUAAUUUUUUGUAAGUA
Messenger RNA from Bemisia tabaci, 4219 nucleotides. It is a transcript of the gene Wnt2, whose product is annotated as Wnt oncogene analog 2. The record is from RefSeq and is a predicted model, not a curated record. Gene Ontology annotation, biological process: positive regulation of JNK cascade; multicellular organism development; neuron differentiation. Lineage: Eukaryota; Metazoa; Arthropoda; Insecta; Hemiptera; Aleyrodidae. Gene Ontology annotation, molecular function: frizzled binding; cytokine activity. Gene Ontology annotation, cellular component: extracellular region.